GGAGGUAGUCGAGACCUCAGGUAACUCACCCUACACUCUCACACACACAACUGGAAGAACGUGUUUACAGUCACUGUAUUCUCUCAUCUCUACCUGACGAGACUAUCCUGGAUAUAUAGAAAACUGGGAACGCAAACCAUCUUUAUUUGUUGAACUGCUGAUUUUUGGACUCGAGGACUGAGUUUUUGAGGACUGAGUUUUUGAAGAAGGAAUGUUGAAACCUCCCUUUCUAGUAAAUAUUUUAUUGCUCUUCUCUCCCUGCGUCUGCUACUGUUCCUGUCGAUGACAUACUGCACUUUUGGACAACCUUAGAACGACCUAGACCAUUAACUUUGCAAAUUAGUCCGUUCUGUUUUUGAACUACACUCAACCAUGCCGGUGGUCAAAGUGGAGAAAGACACUUCUGAGAUCUCCCCGCCUGCUCCCAACCCCCCUCAUAUGACCACAACAGUGUCGGACGAACCGUCAAGGGGCCGCCGCAGGAAGAGACCCCUCCAGCGAGGGAAGCCCCCCUACAGCUACAUCGCCCUCAUCUCCAUGGCGAUAGCCAACUCGCCCAACCAUAAGCUGACCCUGGGCGGCAUCUACAAGUUCAUCACGGAGCGGUUCCCCUUCUACCAAGACAACUCCAAGAAGUGGCAGAACUCCAUCCGCCACAACCUGACCCUCAACGACUGCUUCAUCAAGAUCCCUAGGGAGCCAGGGAGGCCCGGGAAGGGUAACUACUGGGCCCUGGACCCCAAUGCAGAAGACAUGUUCGAGAGCGGCAGCUUCCUCCGGCGCAGGAAGAGGUUCAAGCGCUGUGACUUUACGACCUACACGUCAUAUGUACAUGAGUCCCCUGUCUUCUCGCCUGUCCAGAUUGCUCGCUCGACCUACUCCAGCUCCGUCUACGGCUCCAAUAUGGCGGUGAGUCCCCCAUACGGCCAACAUGGUCAGCUACCCUCUGCCUACUACCCAUCUUCCUCGCCCCCCGGGUUCGGUCCUCACUGCCAGUCCCACUCCCGCAUGUUCAGCAUCAACACAAUCAUAGGGCACCCCUCCGGGGGUCAGGGGCCCGAGAUGAUGCAGCAGCCCAGCCGGAGCUUCAGUCCAGAUGGAGGCCCCGCUGGGGGCCCCAGCCACUGUAACCUUGGAGCCCCAGCCUUCCAGGCCCAGUCAUGUGGAGGGGCCAUGCUGUCCCGCUCCUCGGCCCAUGUGGGGUUUCCCUACUCGGGCCCCAACGGACACCACCACCACCCACACCACCACCCACCUCAGGGCUCCUACAGCCAGGGACACAGCCAGGGGUAUGGAGGUUCAGGGCGUCUCCACUCCCACUCCUCACCCCACAUGGCUGGAGAUGCUGUGGAGCAUUAUGGGAGAGUGUCCCCGGGACCGUUGGGCUCGUUGGUCCAGUAUAACGGUGCAGGUACCACCAGCACUGGAGCCUACCUAAGACACCCCACGUACUCGGGGAACAUGGAUAGGUUUGUGUCUGCCAUCUGAGGAACUGUCUUCAAAGAAUUAUGCAUUGGGUUGGUUUUUGGAAGGAACAGUUCCAGUGGACUUUUCCGUUUCAGUUGGCGGCUAUGUGAGAGACACUGGUGUUAGUGGGAUGGCAUGAAUGACAAAGAAAAGACUAAAGGACAAAAAAUGAACAGGAUUUUUUCGUCAUGUUCUGGUGUGUUAUUUUGACUUGAAUCAAUGUGCAUGUUUUGAGAUAUAAAAUGUCAUUAAUUCAGUAACUGUGACAAAUAUGAUAUGGACUGCAAUACAAUGUAUACACGCUCAAGUAUCAAGUGCAAUGCUCAGGACACUACAUUGUUAAAUAUACAUUCAUGUUUAAAUCCAUAUCAUGAUGCACCAUAAUGUGUGUACAGUUGAGAUUUGAAUCUAAAGGUUAAAGUAUGUGUCUGGACUUGUAUCACUUUGUAGCUUCAUUUAGUAUCUCAAAAGCCUGAAUGAGGUUUUGCAGUUAGUUUUCUUUACUGUGGUGAAAAUCUGUGGUUGCAAAAGCUCAAUUUUCAUGAGUUGAAUGUGUGCAGGGUCUUUUUUUAUGUAAUUGUCUAAAUAUAUUUGUAAUGGAAUUUAAACUGUGUAAAUUAUUGUUUCAUUUUGUGCAUUUGAUAAAGAUUUUUUGAAAAAAAUG
Molecule: messenger RNA, 2131 nt
Organism: Salvelinus fontinalis (brook trout)
Lineage: Eukaryota; Metazoa; Chordata; Actinopteri; Salmoniformes; Salmonidae
Gene: foxe1
Product: forkhead box E1
Exons: 1
Coding region: 373-1488 (371 amino acids)
Biological process (GO): regulation of transcription by RNA polymerase II; cell differentiation; anatomical structure morphogenesis
Molecular function (GO): RNA polymerase II cis-regulatory region sequence-specific DNA binding; DNA-binding transcription factor activity, RNA polymerase II-specific
Source: RefSeq, a predicted model, not a curated record